CGCCGGGGCGGGCCGAGCUCGGGGCCGCCGCCGCCGUCAUUGCGGACGGGACGAUGUCUCGCUGCAGCCCCGCCGCCGCCCGCCUGCUCGGCCGCUUCCUCCGCCUUCAACAGAAUGGAGUCCGACACUGCUCCUACACAGCAUCCAGGAAAAACCUGUAUGUUAACAAGAACACAAAGGUUAUCUGUCAGGGUUUUACAGGCAAACAGGGCACCUUUCACAGCCAGCAGGCAUUGGACUAUGGCACCAAUCUAGUUGGAGGAAUUUCUCCAGGGAAAGGGGGAAAAACUCAUCUAGGUCUGCCUGUGUUUAAUUCUGUGAAGGAGGCCAAAGAACAAACGGGUGCUUCAGCCACUGUCAUCUACGUCCCUCCCCCGUUUGCUGCUGCUGCCAUCAACGAGGCCAUCGAUGCAGAGAUGCCCCUGGUGGUGUGCAUCACCGAGGGCAUCCCCCAGCAGGACAUGGUGCGCGUCAAACACCGGCUGCUGCGGCAGAACAAGACCCGCCUGGUGGGCCCCAACUGCCCUGGGGUCAUCAAUCCUGGAGAAUGUAAAAUUGGUAUCAUGCCUGGUCACAUUCACAAGAAAGGAAGAAUUGGUAUUGUGUCAAGAUCUGGAACCCUGACGUACGAAGCUGUUCAUCAGACAACACAAGUUGGGUUGGGGCAGUCUUUUUGUGUUGGUAUUGGAGGUGAUCCCUUCAAUGGAACUAAUUUUAUUGACUGCCUUGAUGUCUUCCUGAAGGAUCCUCGUACUGAGGGGAUCAUAUUGAUUGGGGAGAUUGGAGGAAAUGCUGAAGAAGAUGCAGCAGCAUUUUUGAAAGAAAAUAAUUCCGGCCCCAAUGCCAAGCCAGUGGUGUCCUUCAUAGCUGGCCUGACAGCUCCUCCUGGCCGGCGGAUGGGCCACGCCGGAGCCAUCAUUGCUGGGGGAAAGGGGGGAGCCAAGGAGAAGAUUGCAGCCCUCCAGAGUGCAGGGGUUGUGGUCAGCAUGUCCCCUGCUCAGCUGGGCAGCACCAUCUACAAGGAGUUUGAGAAAAGGAAAUUGCUGUAAGAGAAGACACUUUGGAAUACUUUCUCCAAAACACCAGUGCAGCACCCGGCCUCCGCUUUUCUUUUGUCUGCUAAUCUUCAGUUGCCCCAAUGUCUUGACAUUGGUCAAUGAAUUUGACUGGGAAGCCAUAAACCUCCUGGCUAAACCUGUUUUGGUGUCUCCUUGUUUCAGACGUUGUCACCCUGUUGUAAAUCACAGCAAAUUAAUAAAUCUACUACUAAAUCUGA
Messenger RNA from Serinus canaria (Common canary), 1276 nucleotides. It is a transcript of the gene SUCLG1, whose product is annotated as succinate-CoA ligase GDP/ADP-forming subunit alpha. Bases 54 to 1049 code for a protein of 331 amino acids. Gene Ontology annotation, biological process: tricarboxylic acid cycle. Gene Ontology annotation, molecular function: succinate-CoA ligase (ADP-forming) activity; succinate-CoA ligase (GDP-forming) activity. The record is from RefSeq and is a predicted model, not a curated record. Gene Ontology annotation, cellular component: succinate-CoA ligase complex (ADP-forming); mitochondrion. The transcript is spliced from 9 exons. Lineage: Eukaryota; Metazoa; Chordata; Aves; Passeriformes; Fringillidae.